AUGGGAAAUCCAUAUGGAAAAGUAUUGGAUUGGGAACUUUUGGAAGAAACUAUAAAAAAUAGUUUCGAAAACUAUUACGAGGAAUUGCAUAAGGAAGAAAUUGGGCCACCAACAUCAUCCAAAUCUGUGUAUUUACGUCCUCUGUUUGUUGGAGACACUUCAAUAAAGGCAAGAAGAACAGGUCAGAGCUAUGCCUCCUCAGGAAAAGAGAAGCAUAUCCAAGCUAGUAAUGAAUUGGCUUCAAGAAGAACCUUAAGUGAGUUCAGCUCAUCAACAAUUCCUCUCCAUCGUUCUCAAUUAUCAGAAUCCGAUUUGAUAUUCAGAGCAGAUGAAGAAGAACUUCUCCAAAAUCUCUCAAAGCCAACACAUCUACCUUCACAACAAGUCCAAUUUCCAUUUUACCAACCAGAAAUUGAUCCAUCAGUCUCUCAAUUACCGGUGUACUCUCCUCAAUUUUGUUCGUUCCCAUUCUACCAAAAAAUGAUGUAUCCUUAUAUUCCUUUUCAACAAUUUACAACUCCAACCCUAAAGAGAGCCACAGGUGAGUUGCAAAUAGGUCAAUUCAAGCUUGACAAAAGCACGCCACAACAUUGGUCCCCUGAGCACAUUAAACUAGUAUUGAAAUAUGGUGUUGGCUUGAAUGAGAAGCAAGUUGCGAACUUGGAAAUAAGUGGGCAUGAGUUGGAAAGUCUAGUGGUUCUAUUGAUGGCCUGUAAAGGAGAUGCUGGUUCUUCUUCGUCAUCAAAUAGGAAUCAUCAAUCCAGUAAUCAGAGUCCUCUUCUUAGACUCACCCGAUAUGAACAUAUGAAUGAUUUGGCAAGAAUGUUUUUUGAGCAACAUUCGGAAUUACUUCCAACAACAAGCCUCCGAUCAUCAAAUUCAACCCUCAACAAUAAUCCAUCACCCAUUUUUGCAUCAAAUAGUAAUAAUAGUAAUAGUAAUAAUAAUAGUAUUUUGAAUAAUGUUGCUCUAUCACCUAAUGUUACACCACCACGAAAAAUCACAUCACAAAAACAACAAAGGCUAAAUGCUGUUGAACAUACAUUAAAAACACCAUCAGAAUGGAAGGAAGGCUUGGGUGAUAUGCCGAUUAUUCUAGUUAAUAUGAUAGAGGAUAAUAAUUUGGUUAGACUUUCACCAGAAUCAAGAUUAGCCUUGUUGAUCAGUGGAGAUGGUGAUAGUCAGGAAUACUUAUCUGUAUUGCCCUCUCAUAAACCAAAGACUUUGAUUCAUCAAGAUAGAAAAUUGAAACCCUAUAUCAAGUGUAAAUUUAAUGAUAAAUUAAUGAAUGGAGAGAUAAUUACUAGAGGAUCUUCCAAGUUUAUUGAAAUUAAUAUUGAUACAUUAUAUUCAACCUUUUUCCCAGCUGAUAAUAUUGCUAAAUAUGAAAAUACUAAAAUUAUCGAACUCGAAAUUUUUACUGGAAAACAAACAAAGAGCUUUUCAUUCAAUUGCUGUAAAACUAAAUCAACUAGAAAUUUGAAACGAACAACAAUAAUUUAUGGAGCUUCAGAAGCAAGAAUCAAAAAUCAAACAUUACAAAACGAGGAAAAAGUAAGAAAAACAAUAGAUAGACUUUCUGAUCAAUCAUCAUCAUGCUCCUCCUCAAAUCAUACCAUUCCCAAACUAGUUGACGUCAAACCUAGCCACCUUCCAACAAUCCACAAAGAUCCUCCAACUAGUGAUCAUGUACAUAUUCCUCAACAUGUUGUUUCCAAUCCUCAACAAGUAUUGCAACAACAUUCAACACCAAGAAAAAUAACUAGAGAAACUCUAGAUCAUAAUGGAAGAGUUACAAAUGUUAUUACCGAGUACUACAAUAAUGACUCCCCAAAAAAAAAGAUGGAACCUCUUGUUCCUUUGAAAAAAGCUAAUACACCAACACCUAGAGAGGUCAUUUCGCUUGAUGAUGAAGUGACUGUUACACCAUCAAGAAAGAAACGUAAAUCCAAUAUUAAUACCAACAACUCUGUAAUUUUGAUUGAGGACGAAGAAAAACCACCUGUCAGAUCCAUUAAGCCAAAACAAGAGGAAACAGUUAUUGCUCCAAUAAUUGAACCAACAACACCAAAAAAGACAAUUUCAUUCUCUAGUGUUAUUAACCUAGAUGAUUAG
Molecule: messenger RNA, 2115 nt
Organism: Naegleria gruberi
Lineage: Eukaryota; Heterolobosea; Eutetramitea; Acrasida; Naegleriidae
Exons: 2
Coding region: 1-2115 (704 amino acids)
Source: RefSeq, a predicted model, not a curated record